Messenger RNA from Naegleria gruberi, 2826 nucleotides. RefSeq lists its product as uncharacterized. The coding region runs from base 1 to 2826 and encodes 941 amino acids. The transcript is spliced from 3 exons. The record is from RefSeq and is a predicted model, not a curated record. NCBI's taxonomy places the organism in Eukaryota, Heterolobosea, Eutetramitea, Acrasida, Naegleriidae. Gene Ontology annotation, cellular component: nucleus.
AUGACCAACAAGAGAAAAGCAAAUGCUCCACCAAAAGAUUUCAAGAAGGAAAAAAAAAAAGUGGGAAGAAAAUUAAAACCAACAAAUUAUACAAAUAUCGAAUUCAAGACAAAGGGUAUUUAUAUGGCCCACCAAAAUUUGAGAACUGUAGAUACAUUGGAAAGUAAUUGGGUUACAAGCAGAAAUAUUGGAUUACAGGAUAUAUUUCCAAAGUUAAAACACUAUAAUGUAAAAACUGUGGUGUCUGCUAUGAAAAGUCUUUUGGAGUUAGUUACUCUACAUCCUAUUGUCUUGAAAGUUUAUUUGGGAAAAAUAUUAAAUGAAAUAUCACAUUUACUCUUAAUGGGAGAAGAUGAAAUUCAUGCAGCAUUAUAUAAUUUCUUGAGUUAUAGUUUACCUAAAAUAUCAAGCGCUUCUAUCACUCCAUUUAUAUCAUUAUUAAUGGCUUAUCUUACAUCGGGAAUGACUCAUCUUAUUGGAGCUGUUAGAAGAUAUUCAUUAAAGAUUUUAUCAAAAUUUUUGGAACAUUUUCCAAUACCAAUUUCCCAAUAUGCAGUUAGAGUAAUGCCUAAUAUUUGUUACAUUUUCAUGUUGAGCAGAACAGGAGUCUUAUAUAAGGGAGCAAGAUAUAGAAGCUUACAACAAUUAUGUGUUACUGUAUUGGAUAAUUAUCUUUCUGUUUUAUUUGAAAAUAACAAACUUGGAAUACCAUCCAGUAAAAAGGUUAAUCAUACACAUACACACAACCACAUGAAAAUGAACCUGACAAAUAUUAAUUCAUCAUCAUCUCAAUCAACAGGUAAUAUUUACUUUUCUAACAAUAGUUCUGAAAAGGCUCAAUAUUCAUUUGAUAAUGUGGACCAAAAGAAACUUCACUUAUUGAAUCAAUUGUUGACUAGAAAGAUGGCUGUUCAAGAUAAUCUAGAAGAAAAAACAGUUAAGUUGGAUGCUGAACAACUCCUAGAAGUUGGAGAUGAAAAGAAAGUAGAACAAGAAGAUAAUGAUAACAAACCAUCUGAAUUACCAUCUCUUAGAAAAUUAUUACAAGAAGAAAUGCAAAUCAAAGUUUAUAAUUUAGAGGAUGAAGAAUCUAUUGCUGAAUUCUUUAAAUUAAUUUUCCAUAUACUUGUUGAGGUUUGGAUUGAAAUUUUUGAAGAACAAAGAGCUUCUGCAGCUAGUCACCAUAUUCAAACCGAAUAUGUGCUAACUGUUAUCAAAUCUGUCUUAGAUAUUGCUUAUCAACUUUUAUAUGCCUUUGAACACACUCAACAAGGUUCUCAAACUAAGAAUAUUAACAGCAAAAUUGUAAAUAAGGCAUUGAAGAAAUCAUUGAACCACUUUGUUACAAAGUUACCACUUCAACUUUCUUCUAAAAUAAGACAAACAACAAAUAGUAUUGAUAGAACCAAUGCAAGCUUGCUUUCAAUGCUAUCAUUUGCAUUUGGAAAGUUUAGUACAGAAAAGGAAAGUAGCGAGAUUACUUACAAAGAGUGGGAACUUGUUUAUUUAAAGCAAUUUUCAUACUUUUUAUCAAGUGCAGAAUCACUCAACUUGCAUGAUGAGGAUUUUGCAAAACUUCUUGGAUCAUUCUAUAGAAUGUACAAAUAUUUACCACCUUCAAUAGGAGCUCAAUUAUGGAAACAUUUAACUAGUUUGUUUGUUAAACAAGGAGCUUAUUCAUCAAAGCAACAGUUAAUUUUGGAAUUCUUUGCUAAUGUUGGACUUAAAGAUGAGUCAAUUACACCUCCUCCAGAUGUUAUUGAACAGUGGGUAGCAGUAUUAGUACCAAUGCUAUGCCAAUUAGAUGAAAAACAUUAUGAAUUAAGCAAACAUAUUCUUAAUGUUUUACUUGGACUUGCUAAAAAUCCAAAGUUCCAAUCUUUCAUAUUGAAACAAGUCAAUCAAUCAAUUGUUCCAUUCUAUUAUGAUGAAGAAAAGAAACAAUUUGGACCAUUUGUAAAUCUACCAAAAUAUUUACAAUCCCUAUCACUCCAGUUAAUUUAUUAUUUUGAUGUUUUACCUCCAGAGUUAAUGAAACAAAUAUCAAGAGCAUGCUGUAAUACAGAAAAGAGACUAAAUUUCGAUUUGCUUACUCAAGUCAUUGAGGUUGUGAGACAUCAUACAAACAAUGCAAGCAAGCAAAAUAAGCUUAAGCCAUCUGUACAUAUUAGUUUCCUGUGUACUAUCCUGUGUUUUGUUUGCUCUCCAACUGGUGAAACUAACAACCAAAUUGGUCUUGUUGGUGUUGGUGAUGUUAUACAAGAAAUCAUUGUUUCACUUCAAGAUUAUUCCACUACUAUCUUUUCAAAGUUGGUUCCUUUCUUAAGAAAUAAUUUGGAAAAACAAGUUAAAACUGAAAAGCCAAAUAUUACACUAUUGGGAGCUUUAUUACAAAUAUCCGCCAAGACUAUUAGUUGGACAAACAUGGAGCAAAUUGAAACAACAAAUCUCUCACUAAUUGAAGAACUUAUACCGAAAGCUCUGGUUUGUUUCCUCAAACAUACAAUUCUCCAACAACGAAGAUCAAAAUCAUCUUCCAUUAUUACUAGAGAGAUUUUAAUCUCUUAUUAUCCAACCUUGAGAAAUAUUAUCAGUUUACUAGAUAAUCAAAUUUCAACACUUGAGCCUCACUUUGUUUUGGAUAUUAUUUUAGUUUGUAUGAAAGUUGCUCUUUCUCAUUAUCAUACCAAUAAGGGAGAAUCAACAACAUUAAUACAACAAAUUGAACAGCAAUGCAAGACACUAUUUGAGAAGAAUGAGUUUGUUGAGAAUGAGUACUCAUCAAAGAAGAAUCAAAUUUUAGGUCUUUUAAAGAUGAAUCAAUAA